UGAACAACUAUAAAUAUAUGAGAAUGCAUAAACGGGGUUGGUGACGAUGAGAACUAUUGAGAAGUGUAUUGUGAACUCAAACCACUAAAUGGAGAAGGUUGACCAAAAAAUACAUUGUAUAACGAACAAAGUAGUGGAUGUGAAUUAAACAACAUACCCAUCAUCAGUGUAAAAGACAUUGUUGUAUCAUGUAUGAGUGUGACCCAUAUGCUGACGAAAGAAUGUACUAUUAAAACCAUAUAUAAUCUUACUGGUUAAUGUUAUUAUUUAAGUAAAUUACCAUAAACGAGAAAAGAAGAAGAAUGCCAAUAUCUAAAGAAAAGACACGAGAAUGUUACAAAAGUGCAAAGUGUUCUAACAAGAAAAAUAAUUUGUGUGGUGUCCAAUGUCCAUCAUUUAUGAAUAAAUAAAUAAACCAUAAACGAAAAAAAAAAUCUAAAGAAAAACCAAAAGUAGAAAAAGAUGCAACUGUGGAAGCAUGCAUGUGUUAUAAGUGUUUAUUCCAGUAUUCGAAUUUUUUUCGAAGUGUAUUAUAUUAUGAUAAAUUCUACAAUUAUGAUAAUAGAGAGUGACAUAUUUUUAUUUUAUAGUAUAUAAACCCUCAAAGGUGAGCCUAUUGAGUCAUGCAAUUUACAAAGCUUCCUUAAUAAAACACACACACAGAUUCUUAGGGAUACAACAGCUGCCAGUACCUUUCGAGAUGGAAUUUGGCAACGGCACCGGCAACGGCACCGGCAACUGCGGCAUUCGGAAUGGUAACGGCAUCGGCAACGGCAAUGGCAAUGGUAACGUUAAUGGUAACGAAAAAGUUAAAGGAGCAAAUGUGAUAAAGAUGAAACCAAUGGACAGUGAAUUGCUGAGAGAGCAAGGUCACAUAAUGGUUGAUUUUAUUGCUGACUAUUACAGAGACCUUCAAGACUCGCCUCAAGAUUUCCCUGUUCUUUCCCAAGUUCAGCCUGGUUACCUCCGUGACAUGUUGCCUAAUUCAGCACCUGACCAACCUGAAUCGUUGAAUGAACUUCUCGACGACGUUACGAAAAAGAUAAUGCCGGGAAUAACUCACUGGCAAAGCCCGAGUUACUUUGCUUACUAUGCAUCAAGCACGAGUGUGGCCGGAUUCUUGGGAGAGAUGCUCAACGCCGGCCUGAGCGUCGUUGGUUUCACCUGGCAAACUUCCCCGGCCGCUACUGAGCUCGAAAUCAUCGUUCUUGAUUGGCUUGCUAAAUUGCUACAACUCCCCGACCAUUUUCUCUCCACAGGACAUGGAGGAGGAGUGAUCCAAGGGACAGGAUGUGAAGCAGUACUUGUCGUAGUAUUAGCUGCUAGAGACAGAAUUUUAAAGCAAGUUGGCAAAACAGUACUUCCACAACUUGUUGUCUAUGCCUCUGAUCAAACCCAUUCUAGUUUCCGAAAGGCUUGUCUGAUUGGUGGAAUACAUGAAGAAAACAUUAGGCUACUCAAAACUGAUUCGNUUAUCACGAGCCUGUUUCGCAUAAGGACACCAAGGUAUUAUUAG
Messenger RNA from Camelina sativa (false flax), 1516 nucleotides. The record is from RefSeq and is a predicted model, not a curated record. Lineage: Eukaryota; Viridiplantae; Streptophyta; Magnoliopsida; Brassicales; Brassicaceae.